Molecule: messenger RNA, 1611 nt
Organism: Verruconis gallopava
Lineage: Eukaryota; Fungi; Ascomycota; Dothideomycetes; Venturiales; Sympoventuriaceae
Exons: 2
Coding region: 70-1611 (513 amino acids)
Biological process (GO): GPI anchor biosynthetic process; protein localization to plasma membrane
Cellular component (GO): endoplasmic reticulum; membrane
Molecular function (GO): glucosaminyl-phosphatidylinositol O-acyltransferase activity
Source: RefSeq, a predicted model, not a curated record
CCUCUUUCGAAAAUGUCGUUUGUUCUUGAUGCUUGAGCUUGCUAUCAAGUGAUCUCAAGCCAGUAAGACAUGGACUCGAACACGCUUCACGCAGCCGAGAUCCGGAAGCUGCACAAUUACAAGGAACUGAAGCAAGCCCACGUCAGCAAUUUAACCGGAGGAUCAAUAUGGGAGGUUAACGAAGUUACGUUGGUUUUACCCGUCGCCGUUUUCACAUGGUCCGUCUUGCAGGCAAAGUUAAACUUCUUUUCGCCAUAUACUGCUGCCGCCGCCUUCACGGACUUCGCCAUCAACUGUGCGGCAAUAUUGUUCUCCAUCACCGUCUAUGCUAACGAGCCCCUUCUUUUGUGUGCAUUCCUGCUCUCACCAGCUGUUUUGAUCUAUCUGACAUCUAAGGGCAAGCCCGGAGCCAAAAUCAACACGAUAGCGACGAAGCCGUCGCAGUCCGCCGAAGGCAAUGCAUCAGAAUCCAAAGUUGAAUCUUUCCCGAUAAAACCCUUUGUAAGCAUGUACAGAGGCCAUAUGAUGAUCAUCACCUGUGCUGCCAUUCUGGCUGUAGAUUUCAAUAUCUUCCCGCGGCGUUUUGCGAAGGUAGAGAGCUGGGGAACGUCGUUGAUGGACAUGGGUGUUGGCUCCUUUGUCUUCUCUGCGGGACUCGUGUCUCCACGUUCCAUCCUCAAAGCUCAACGCACUGGCAAGACGUCGCCCCUGUUGGUGCGAUUGAAGGACUCGAUUCGCCAUGCAUUUCCUUUGCUCGUUCUUGGACUCGUCCGCUUAUAUAGUGUAAAGGGGGUCGACUAUGCCGAACACGUCAGCGAGUACGGGGUUCAUUGGAAUUUUUUCUUUACGCUGGGCUUCAUACCCCCUUUCAUGGCUCUGUGUCAUACAGCAUACGCAUUUGUGCCAUCGUUUGCCCUUCUCGGGCUGCUCAUCAGCGUCGCGCAUGAGCUCGUCUUGGAUUUCACGAACCUCAAGGUCUUCAUCUUCUCGGCGCCUCGCGUGGACCUGAUCUCUCAAAACAGGGAAGGCAUCUUCUCGCUCUUCGGUUAUCUCGCAAUCUUUCUCGCCGGCCAAGAUGCGGGCAUGUACGUGCUCGCCCGAGAGCACGCCAUCCCACUGGGAAGCAGCCUUCGAAGCAGGAGCGGCCUUCUGCAACUUCAAAAGACGAUCAUCGGAAGGUUGAUCACGUGGACAAUCGUCUGGACUGCACUUUUAACACUCUGCCUCUCUUACCAAGGCUUCAACUUGCGCGUUUCGCGCCGUUUGGCGAACCUGCCGUAUUUCCUCUGGGUAGCCGCGUUCAAUUGCGGUCACCUGGCUCUCUGCGCUAUUUCCGAGGCGAUUUGCUUUCCAAAUCUCUAUAGCGAGCGCGACAUUCAAGCUGAGCGGAAGCGAUGCCUGUCCGCCACCAGCCGUUUGCUGCACGCGGUCAACCGCAACGGGCUGCCAAUCUUUUUGCUCGCGAACCUUCUGACAGGCGCCGUCAACCUGACAAUGCCUACCCUUGACAUGAAAGGAACGGAGACCAUGGCUGUUCUAUUAGUCUACAUGGCCACAAUAUGUGGAGUCGCGCUGUUCCUAGAUGCGAAAGACAUAUCUAUAAAGUUUUAG